AUGUCGACAGUUGAGAGCCCUCCAAUCGCGACAGCACCUCCAGGGCCCCAGUCCACCGAGCACUCAAACGCAGCAGCACAUGCACAGAGUGAUGCACCGUCGAGCGCACUCGGGAGAGGUAGUCAGAGUGUAGAAGUGUCGCCUGGACCCGAGACUGCACCCGCACCCACGCCCACACCAGCCCUUGACACGCCCCAAUCUCAGCCUAUGACUGCGACCGCGUCCACUUCCUCGUUACAACCACCACCCGAAAAUGGCGACAAUUCUACCUCCGGCCCUUAUGGCACUCGCUCGAGAAAUCGGACAGGAGGGAGUCGCCCAAACUACGCCGAGGAUAGGGAAUUGGAUCUCGAAAUAGAGGCAUUGUCCAAACCGAGUCGUUCGAGUAAGCGAUCUUCCGCCGCAGCGAGCGAACAACAACAGCCUUCGAGUACGAAUUUUGCCUCCGUCAACAACAUUCAGCUCGAAAAGCCCGCCGAAAUCACUCCUGCGGCCAAUGCAUCCACACCCACGCCCGCUGCGGCUCCUGCGCCUUCGAAGAAAAGAAAACAUCCCGGAAGUAGCCAUACCGUGGCCGCAACCUCAACCAUGGGAACCAAUUCGCGCGCGAGACCCGUCGCCUCGGUCCCCUUCAAGGGCUAUGUCGAAACAAACAUGAUGAGUUUCAAACGUUGUGGUUAUAGGUUGAAUGCAAAAAACCAACUGGUCGCCGACGAUGGCACCGCCGUUCAAGCCAAUGACCAUGUCUACCUCAUCUGCGAGCCUCCGGGAGAACCCUACUACCUUGCCCGAAUCAUGGAAUUCCUACACGCGAAGAACGACCCCGAAGGUCCCAUCGAUGCCAUCCGAGUCAAUUGGUACUACCGCCCAAAAGACAUUCUGCGACGAGUCCAAGAUACGCGGGUUGUCUUUGCGUCGAUGCACUCUGACACCUGUCCCCUCACCUCGAUGCGCGGAAAGUGCAACAUCCGCCAUCUCUCAGAAAUAUCGAACAUGGAUGAAUAUCGUGGCCAGCAAGAUUCGUUUUGGUUUGACAAACUGUAUGAUCGAUACAUGCACCGGUAUUACGAGGUUAUUCCAACCAGCAAGGUUGUCAAUGUGCCUCAGCAUGUCAAGACUGUUCUGGACCAACGCUGGAAAUUCGUCUUGGUGGAAAUUGGCCGCGGGCGUGAGCUCACCAGUGAGAGCAAAAAGUGUACAAAAUGUGAACAGUUUGCCAGUAACCACGACUCGGUAGACUGUGCAGUUUGCAAGCGGACAUACCACAUGCAGUGCGUCCGGCCACCACUCUUGAAAAAGCCUGCUCGAGGCUUUGCCUGGGCCUGUGCCCAUUGCAGCCGGGCACAGGAAAUCAAGAUGGACCACCGGAACACCCCCGCGGGCUCAGAAGCCGGCCAUGGGGACGACGACGAUCCCAUGGAUGAGGACGAAGAUGAUAAUCAACCCAAGAGUCGGGGCACCCGUGAGAGCAGCAUCGCACCCGAGCCUCAUCCAGCGCCCACUAAGGAACAGAUCGCCCAGGCCAAUUUGUGGCCGUGGCGCUACCUGGGUGUUCAUUCACGCGUGGAGGAUGCACUGGACUAUGACGACCGGAUAUAUCCUCGAGCAAGUUCCAGGCUGGGUCCCCGCCACCAAGCCAACGUCAACGUGUGGCAUGGGCGCCCAGUCGAAUUGGUGAAGCCUGCGGAGAUCAAACGGAAAUACCUAAAACACGCCCACCACAUCAAAGGUGGUAAAGGGUCGAAGGAUACUGGGACCGAUACCGAUAGAGAUCAGAAACUGAAACGCCCUAAGUGGGUGAUUGACGAACCGAUCGGCUAUAUCCCUCGAGGGCAAGAUGAGCCGGUCGAAAUCAAGGGCAAAAAGGAACAUACAGCCCAACUGCUUUUCAAGAUGCCAGAACCAGGAGAGUUGUCAGAAAGAGGCGGUGAUGACGCCACAGAACCAAUGGAUGCAGAACAUUUGGUGGAUGACUACAUGGCGAAGGUCAAACCAAUUGCAGCCAAGUACAACCUGCUCGAUUCAUCUGUUGACUUUCUCACCAAAGCAAUCGAGAAGCUCCAAGAGAAUAACUACAAUGUCGAGAAAGCGUUAAAGGCCAUGGCGGAACUCAGCGUAAGGGGUGACUUGAAACAACCCGAGCUCUCCCGUGAUGAAAUCAAGCGGUUUGAAGAAGGUGUGGCUAAAUAUGGAAGUGAGCUUCAUGCCGUUACUCGUCAUGUUGGGAAUGUCAAGGAAUCUCGGAUUGUACGCUUCUACUAUAUGUGGAAGAAGACCGACAGGGGCCGACAGAUCUGGGGCAAUUUCGAGGGGCGUCGUUCGAAGAAGGAAUCUAAACGAGCGGACAAAGAGGGCAACGUGCCCAAACUCCUGGACGAUGUUGCCGAUGACCAGGAUGAUUCUGCCUUCGAUGAUGAGAAGGCAGUGCAAAAGAAACGAGGCUUUGUGUGCAAAUUUUGUGGGACUCACCAUUCACGACAAUGGCGCCGUGCCCCGGGGGCCCCCCCUGGCACAUUGGUACCCAAGGAUCCCUCUGCGAAAAACAACAAAGACAAGAGUGGAUGGCUCACUCUGGCGCUAUGUGGCCGAUGUGCCUAUCUUUGGCGCAAAUAUGCCGUCCAGUACGAGGACAUAGAGGAAAUCUCAAAGAAGAUCGCAUCUUCAGGGAGCCGCGCAGCUAAACGGAAGGUGGAUGAAGAACUCUUGCGUCUUAUCCUUGAAGCGCAUCAAAUGUCGGGCGAUCCCAUUCCACCACGGGCUGUGGAUGAGGUCAAUAAGGCUGGCCUGGAAGUUCCGCAGAACAUCAUACAACCAGAGGAACCUCCUAAGAAGAAGGGCAAGCUCGACAAGGAUGCCACACAAUCCACUCCCGAUGUCAUACCCGAGAAGAAGAAGGCGCCUGAAAAGCCACCCGAACCCGCCGCGAUCGAGCCGGAUCCCCCAAGGGUCAAGGUUCACCCCUGUGCCGUAUGUCGGGUUAUCGACGCUCCUGGCCUCGAAUUACUCAAGUGUCGUGAUUGUAGGCUUCAUGUACAUGGCGCAUGCUAUGGGGUCGGGAAAAAGACAAACACCAAACCAUGGUUCUGCGACAUGUGCAGAAAUGACCACAACUUGCAAGUCUCAACAACCUACGAAUGCGUUCUCUGUCCUGUAAAGUACACAGCUCAGGAGCUGAUGGAGCCUCUGAGAUCGACCCAUAAGAAGAAGAGCGAUCGGGAACGUGAAAAGGAACGUAUCGAACGAGAGAUCAUACAAGAAGCCAGCCGCAGGUGGCGGAUGGAACAAGAAGCAGCAGGGCGUCCUGUCAACCCUCGUGAAGCUCUCAAGAGGACGGCUUGGAACAACUGGAUUCACAUCACUUGCGCCCUCUGGACUAAAGAGAUUAAAUUUGGCAACUCGGAACUGCUUGACGAUGCAGAAGGUGUGGGUUUCAUUCCUCCCGAUCGAUUUGAGCCGCCUUGCAAGCUAUGCAAAGUACCUGGCAUGCCUACGGUGAAAUGUCACAUGCCCAGUUGCAAUGCCUACUUCCACGUCGGCUGCGCACAUCAAGCAGAAUACAUUUUUGGCUUCGACGUGCAACCGGUCAAGAGCAGCAGACGCGACACGGCCAAUAUCAUGAAAUUGGGUUCGGAAACUGGUAUUGUUACUGCGGCGAUCUGGUGCCCGUCUCAUGUUCCUACCACUUGGGUGCACAAGAUGCUCGAACCGACAGAUGCAGGGUUGACGGCCAUGCAGUUGUUCGCCCGUACCUAUAAGCAGGUGGACAAUUCUGUUACCGGAACCGUCCGACGCGCUGCGCAAUUUGCCACUAAUUUUGCGAGCUCUGCGCCAGCGGUCCAGCCUCCUCAGCGGCGGGAAAGUAUUGUCAACGGGACACCGAACGGCAUCAUCACUCAUACCGAGAGAAAUGGGGUUACAAGCCUUCGAGGAUCGCCAGCACCCGCUGGCGCUACAGAGUCCCAGGUAGACUCAGACGCAGCACCAGCUGAAGUACCGGCAAAUGAAAGCUCAAGGACACGAAGCAGCGGUCAGAGGAAAUGCUGUUCUUGUUUGGUUGAUGUCAGCCCUAGAUGGUGGCCACUUCAACAAGAACGAUCCCAAGCCCCUAACGGCACACCAAUGGACUUCACGACAGACCAAGCUCACGUGAAUGGUGCCCGAGAUGCUGUUGUAACCAACGGCGCCAUCAAAGCUGAACCGGCUGAUGGCGCGACUUCCGCAGCAAUCGCUGGCGGCAAGGACCGCACUAUGUAUCAGUGUCACAAGUGCCAUGUCCUCAAGCGAACUCCCCCUUCGUCGCCGUCGCAAGUGAAGCUUCGUGAAAAGCCUGUCCCGCUCGAUCCAACGCCACCAGAGCCAUUCAAACGUCAGUCACCGUUCCCUCCUGCUCCUCCGAGUAUCUAUGGAUUGAACAGACCGCCGAUCGAAGGAGCACCGCAUUCUCAUCCUCACCCCCUUCCUGGUCCAGCAUCCCAUUAUCCGCCGUGGCAGAGCGCUCCUCCCCCGCAAUGGUCCUCGCCGGGAGUACGAGUAGCCCGUCACCCUUCUCCUCCAGCUCCGCCACUUUAUGGUCAACCUUUGUACCGGCCGCCUCCCCCUCCACCUCCGGCAGCUCCACCGCCACCUACAGGUCCCGAAUACAAUCAAUCGCCCUACGGUCGGCCAGCGCACCCCUCGCCAUAUACCAGCGUACCACCUCCCCCACCAUCUGUUCCAGGUCUGGUGCCUCAGCAUUCCCCGCCUCCUGCGCCUGCUUAUGGUCAUCACCCCCCACCGCCGCCUCCUCAUCAUUCUCAUCAUGCUCAUCACACCAUUCCACCUCCUACGGCUCCAUCACAAGUGUCACGUCCUCCAUCACCCCCACGAUUCAGCUCCGACCGACCUCCUAUUCCUCCACCUCACCUUGGACUAGGACCUUCGAGUCUAUUGUCGCGGGGAUACCCUGAACCAAGCCGUCAAUCAACUCUCGAUUCGCCUGUGAAUGGAUACGCGGCUCCUCAUUCGACUGCUCCGAGAAUGUUUGCCCAAGGUCCCCCACCCCCCGUGCCGCCUCCAGUCAUGAGACAGUCCCCGUCAGCACAAUCCCUGGCGCAAAUUGCCCAGGCGGCCGGAGAUCAGUCAGUGGGAAGACCACACUCUAGACAGGCGAGUGUUGAGAUGACCAACACACCGCGGUUUGGACCUAGACCGGUCACCGGGAGCCCCCAACAAAGACCACUUACCCCCUCUGCGCCGCCUGCUUUCACCAGAGACGAUAGGAGAGAUAAUCUGGGAGCGAGUGCGAGUCCAAGUGUGAAGAAUCUGCUUUCAUAG
Molecule: messenger RNA, 5313 nt
Organism: Fonsecaea monophora
Lineage: Eukaryota; Fungi; Ascomycota; Eurotiomycetes; Chaetothyriales; Herpotrichiellaceae
Exons: 2
Coding region: 1-5313 (1770 amino acids)
Biological process (GO): histone catabolic process
Cellular component (GO): Lid2 complex
Molecular function (GO): chromatin binding; ubiquitin-protein transferase activity
Source: RefSeq, a predicted model, not a curated record